This is a messenger RNA of Magnolia sinica, 3513 nucleotides long. RefSeq names its product putative disease resistance protein At1g50180. The record is from RefSeq and is a predicted model, not a curated record. The coding region runs from base 359 to 3082 and encodes 907 amino acids. NCBI's taxonomy places the organism in Eukaryota, Viridiplantae, Streptophyta, Magnoliopsida, Magnoliales, Magnoliaceae. Gene Ontology annotation, molecular function: ADP binding. The transcript is spliced from 2 exons. Gene Ontology annotation, biological process: defense response to other organism.
GCAAAGGAGGCUCAAGGGAUCAGGAUCUUCCAAUCUGGAAUCCUCAUCCAGAAUAGCAGGCAUCAGAUGAAUGGUUUGGAUUGCUUGACGAAACUUUUUUGCUGUCUGAACGAGAUAAUCAGGGAAAGGAAAUGACGUGGAAAGUCAAAAAAGCAAGGGAAAAGAAGGCACUCAGGGCCAUUGCUUUCCCUUUGAAGCGAGAGAUCAUUGGAUUCUGCUCUCAAUGACAAAAGCAAGUGAAUGAAUAAUUGUGAAAGAAAGGACAACUGAGAGAAGGCUACCUCUCAUUCUGCAUCUGUGAGUUUUGAAUUAGUUACUGAAAUUUCUUGUGAGAAGAAGAGAGAGAAGCUCCAAGAAGAUGGCUGCGGAGGCUGCUGUUUCCUUGGUCUUGGAUAAACUCAGCCAUAUCCUCAUUCAGGAAGCAGUUUUCCUCUACGAUGUGCGUAAUCAGGUUGAGUGGGUCGAGAGAGAAUUGAGGCGGAUGCUGUGCUUCUUGAAAGACGCUGACGCAAAACAAGGCGGUGAUGCGAGAGUGAAGAAUUGGGUAGCGGAGGUAAGAGAUGUUGCUUGCGACGCAGAAGACAUCAUCGACACCUUCAUCCUCAAAAUAGAAGGACAAAAGAGAAAUGGGUUCGUGGGUUCCUUCAAAAGGUGCAUGUUCAUCCAUGUUGAAUUAUUGGCUCGACGUGAGGUCGGCAAGGAGAUCGAACAGAUAAAGAAUAAAAUCCGGGAGAUCUCUGCGAGUAGGCUGACAUAUGGCAUUACAGAUGUUAGCAAAGUCGAAGAAGGUAGCAGCUCCAGGGGUGAAAGUCUGCACGAGCAAAGGCAAACUUCUCCUCUAUUUGGAGAGACAGAAGUCGUUGGUUUGGAAGAAGAUAUAAAGACAGUGGUUGGACAGUUGAUCGAAGGCGAUUCACGACGUUGUGUGGUUUCUAUAGUCGGAAUGGGUGGUCUUGGCAAGACUACUCUUGCCAGUAAAGUUUAUAACAAGGAGGCUGUUAAGAAACAUUUUGAUUGUUGUGCUUGGGUUUUUGUAUCUCAAGAAUAUGUUGUGAGAGAUCUUUUGAAAAGCCUUAUAAAAUGCUUCAUUACUCUUACUAGAGAAGAGCUUGAGAUGGUGGAAAAAAUGAAUUCUCUUCAGUUGAAGGAGAAGCUUUCCAAUCAUUUGAACGAGAGAAGAUAUCUUGUGGUGUUGGACGAUAUAUUGAGGACUGAAUCAUGGGAUUCUUUAGUGGCUGCUUUUCCAGAUACAAAUAGGGGAAGUCGAGUCCUGCUCACCACCCGGAACAGAGAUGUAGCUUCAUAUGCAGAUGUACGGAGCUCUCCCCAUGAGUUGCGGCUUUUAGAAGAUGAAGAGGGAUGGGAAUUGUUUUGCAAGAAAGCAUUCUUCGAUCAGGGUCUCAAUUACCCACAAAAUUUAGAGAAGCUAGGAAAAGCGAUUGUGGCAAGAUGCUGUGGUCUGCCUCUUGCUAUUGUUGUCAUAGGGGGGUUACUAUCGAGGAAAGCAAUGGAUCCAAACCAGUGGGAGAAAGUACUCAGGAGAAUUAGCUCUCAAUUCACUGAUGAUGAAUCUCAAAUCAAAAGAAUAUUAGCUUUAAGCUAUGAAGAUUUACCCUACCGUAUGAAAACAUACUUUCUCUACAUUGGGGUUUUUCCAGAAGACCAUGAGAUCCAUGCUAAGCAAUUGAUUCGGCUGUGGAUCGCGGAAGGAUUUGUAGAGUCAACAGGGGAUGAUACUGUGGAGGAAGCUGCUGAAGAUUGCUUGGAGGAGCUGAUCCAUAGAAGUCUGAUUCAAGUAGCUAAAAGAGAUUUGAACGGAAGAUUUAAAAGGUGCCGCAUUCGUGAUCUCUUACGAGAACUCUUGAUUUCAAAAGGCAAGGAAGAUAAAUUCCUGGAUGUUCAUCAUGGAGACACAAAUCCUCUCUCUCCGUCAAAAGCACGCCGGCUUGCUAUUCAUCAUGCCACUAGCCAGUACACUUCUUUAAAUCAAGCUAACCUGCACCUUCGUUUUGUGUUGUGCGUCCGUGGUAAAUGUCUUGGAGAAAAGCAAGAGGAGUUAAUUUACAGAGGAUUCAAAUUGCUUAGGGUGUUACACUUAGAUGUAUCUGAUACAGCAAUUGGAGAGCUUCCAAAGGAAAUAGGUAGACUAAUCCACUUGAGAUACCUUGGAGUCGACUCUUCUUCCUCCAUAAGACUCCCAUCAUCCAUAAGCAAUCUUUGCAAUUUAGAAACACUGCAUGUAGAAUCACAUUCGCGCAUAGUCAACAUUCCCAGUUGUAUUUGGAAGAUGCAGCAAUUAAGGCAUCUAGAUGUGUCGGUCGGAAAAAUAUUAAGUAAAGGUGUCUGGUCUAAAAUAGUAGGGUGUCCAUCACUCGGACUUGAUUCUUUAGUCAAUCUCCAGACUCUAAAACUUUUAGAGGCUGGUGAUUGGAUAGAGGAUUUCUUAGGGAAGCUAACUAAUCUUGAGAGACUAAAAGUAUAUUGGAUCCAUUUGAGUGGGCAUGUGAAGGGAUUGUUCAACUCUCUUCCCAAGUUGGGCCGCCUCCAGUCUUUGCGGUUGGAAUCGGCGAUUGCUAUUCCGGUUUUUAUGCCUUUUUCACAUCAACUGCAUCUGAAGAAGAUGCUAUUGAGUGUACCAUUAGAGAAGCUACCUGAGUCGUAUGAAUUCCCACCUAACCUCACCAAGCUUUCCUUGCAAUUCUCCAAUUUAAUGGAAGACCCGAUGGCGACAUUGGAGAAACUACCCAACCUUCGGAUUCUCUCAUUUUAUAGUCAUUCAUAUAUGGGAAAGGAAAUGGUCUGCUCUGCACAAGGGUUUCCUCAACUCGAAUCCUUACAUGUUGCGGGGUUACCUGAAUUAGAAGAGUGGAGAGUGGAGGAAGGAGCGAUGCCAAGGCUUUUACAUUUGCUGAUUCGUGAAUGCUCUCAUUUAAAGAUCCUUCCACAAGGACUGCAACAUGUGACUACCCUCAAGAUAUUGGAAGUGAAGGGCAUGCCUAGUGAGCUCGGACCCAGAAUGCGGGAAAACGACGGAGAGGAUUGGCAUAAGAUUCAACAUAUACCCUCCAUCAAAAUACAAUAAGUUGGUGCUAUUUCGGGCUAUCAAAGACAAUACAAUUUACUUUCUUGUUUCUUUCACAAUUUAAUCAUUUUAGUUUUAAUUAAUAUAUGCCAAAAGUACAACUUUGGAGUGGUUUUAUAUCAAGCGUCAUAUACCGGCCGAAUCAUAAUAUAGAAUGGCAAUUCAGUUCAGGUUAGGUCAGGUUGGGUCGGAUUAGGAUGAGUAUAGAGGACUUCAAGUUGGGCAACUCAGGUUGAAAUUUGGGUCGGGUCAAUUGCGGGUUGGGUAUUCUUGAGGUUGGGUUGGGUCAGGUUGACCCGCCAGAGUUGUAUCCCUAGUAUCAUCUAAUUCCCCAUCCAAAUUUGUACUGUUUGUAUUCUUGGCUGCAGGGACGGCUCAAACGGGUAUGCAGGUGAGGCAAUCGCCUGAGGCCCCCUAAUUAUGAAAGCCUU